UUACUAUAUGAGUGUAAACGAUUGAUUGAGAUUGCUUCAUUAUUGUUACGAAUAAACAACAGUUCGCUUGUGAAUUAUCAUCAUGGAACCAGUUGAUACGUCAGUAACGUUUUCACAUUUUCGCCGUUAACAUAGAGAUAAGUGCAGUUAAGUUCAUAGCCUGUUAACCUGUAAACAAUAAACAAUGAAACAAAUACCCGCAUAUUCGCAUACCCACACUACUACCAUAACCGGUGGUAAUUCGUGCGUACAAUCGAAUUUCUCGAGAUUAUACCUGCGUCUUCUACCAAAGAUCAUAGCCAGUGUAUGAUUGUACGUUGAAAUAGCAAGAUCGCUUAAUUUUUUGUGAAUAGUUGCUUUCGACAUCAAUACAUAAUUUGCAGUGGUGAUUGUUUUUUUAGUGGAUUGUAAAUUAAAUAAAAAUUUCAGUGAAAGGAUUUUUUUUUCAAUCAGCAUAAUUCAACAACAUGUGUAAACAUAUUUUAUUGCUUAUUUUUGUGAUACUGUUUUGUUUAAACGGCUAUGAAGCACAAAAUACAAAUAAACAAUGUGCUCAGAAUAAUGAAUAUUGUCUAACGCACCGAGAUUGCUGUUCGGGAAGUUGCUUAAGCUUCUCGUAUAAAUGCGUACCAGUGCCAGGAGGUGCUUCAGUGAGUACUGUAUUAGUACCGGUCAAACCAACCCCAAUAGAUACUGAAAAUCGUUUUGGAGGUGAUGACGGUGGUGCUAGUUUGACCCAAAAAACCUGUGCACUUAAUGGAGAAUAUUGUCUCACGCAUGCAGAAUGCUGUUCGGGCAACUGUUUGACUUUCUCCUAUAAAUGUGUGCCCUUGAAUCCACCUGGCACGACAGUGGCCGUAUUAAAGGAUUCGACGCCACAGAAACCAACCGUUAGUUUCACGAAUCGUAUUGGUGAAGAUUCAACAAAUCCUACCACAAAUUCGGCUUCUACUCCAAAAAAAUGUGCUGGGAUUGGUGAAUAUUGCCUAACGUCCUCGGAAUGCUGCUCUAAAAGUUGUUUAAGCUUCGCAUAUAAAUGCGUCAACAGGUAUGACCUUUAUGCUGGCGCUGAUCCAAAUCCAUCUACGACGCCAAUUUCUACCGCUAAUCGAUUUGGGGAUUCAUCGGUGGAUACAAACACAGGAACACGUAAAUGCAUAUCUAAUGGAUUAUAUUGCUUCCACAAUACAGAAUGUUGUUCAGGAGCCUGUUACAAAUCCAUAUGUUCUACAGAAAUCCGACUUGGUGUACCGGAAUCAGAACUAACCCGCCCAUCAGUUGCUAAUGGACCCUACAUUCCAGUAAAUAAUUUGGAUGAUCUCAUUUCUCGGUUUGGGGGACAAGUUUCGACAACCGAACAAAAUCUUAACCGUCAAGAAAGGCGUUGUAAAAUUGUUGGUGAUAUGUGCAAUCGACAUGAAGAUUGUUGCUCAUCAAACUGCCAUUCGUAUAGACGAAAGUGUGUCAACUAAUAAAAGUCUGUAUAAAUAUUACAAUUAUACAAAAUAAAUAUUGCUUCACUUACGCAAUUUUUGCGCAAUCUCAAUGCAGCCUACCUUCGUUUUGAUUCGAUGGACCAAUAUUGAAUAAACGAAGAGAAAGUGUAUAAAUAUAAUCAAAUAUGACCACAAA
Molecule: messenger RNA, 1632 nt
Organism: Anopheles funestus (African malaria mosquito)
Lineage: Eukaryota; Metazoa; Arthropoda; Insecta; Diptera; Culicidae
Product: low-density lipoprotein receptor-related protein 2
Exons: 6
Coding region: 468-1472 (334 amino acids)
Source: RefSeq, a predicted model, not a curated record